AUGAAACUAAAGCAACAUUGGCAAAAUCCACCAACCAUCACUCACUGGACCCCAUCCAACACCAAUCACUGCUCCUGGCCUGAAAUCACCUGCACUCGCAAUUCCAUCACUCGACUAUCCCUCUACAACACCAGCAUCUCCCAAACAGUCCCAUCCUUCAUUUGUGACCUUAAAAAUCUAACCCAGCUGAACCUAAGUUACAACUAUAUUUCCGGCCUAUUUCCAAGAGUUCUCUACAACUGUUCUAAACUUCAGUACCUAGACCUCUCUGAGAACUUCUUUGUUGGUCCCAUUCCUCAUGAUAUUGACAGCUUGCCUCGGCUCCGCUACCUCAGUCUCGGCUCCAAUAACUUUUCAUUCGACAUUCCAGCAAGUGUUGGAAACUUAACGGAGCUAAGAGUACUUCAGCUUUAUAAGAAUCAGUUUAACGGUUCUUUCCCAUCAGCUAUUGGCAAUCUGCAAAAUCUUGAGCAACUAGGAUUGGCAUAUAAUAAAAAAUUUGUACCAUCAAAGUUGCCUUCAAAUUUCUCGCAGUUGAGUAACCUGAAGACUUUGUGGAUGGCUGAAGCAAAUUUGAUUGGUGAAAUUCCUGAACCAAUUGGCAAUAUGACUGCGCUUGAGGUAUUGGAUUUAUCAAAGAAUGGUUUGACUGGAAAAAUCCCAAGCGGUGUUUUCAUGUUGAAGAAUUUAAGUAAAUUAUUCUUNUUUGAUAACAAUCUCAGCGGAGAAUUACCAGAAUCACUUGGGAAUUGUAAUAGUUUAUUAACAAUUAUGAUUUACAACAAUGGCUUCAGUGGGAAAAUUCCUGUGGGGCUGUGGACGGCAUCAAAUUUGUCAUAUGUGUGGAUAAGUGAUAAUAUGUUUACAGGUGAGCUUCCCGAAAAAAUGUCUGGGAAUCUAUCUUCUAUUGACAUCAGCAACAAUAGGUUUUCCGGUAAAAUUCCUGCUGGAGUAAAUUCUUUGAGGAAUCUGCAGGUGUUCAGGGCCAGUAAUAACCUCUUUACGGGUACAGUUACAAGAGAACUGACAGCUCUUCCUUCUUUAACUAUUCUUUGGCUUGAUCAGAACCAACUCUCCGGAACCCUUCCCUCAAGUUUGAGCACAUGGAAGAAGCUCACUACUUUAAACCUGAGAAGAAAUCAGCUCUCAGGAGAAAUUCCAGAGGAAAUUGGCUCUCUACCUGUCCUUAAUAGUUUGGACUUGGCAGAAAACAAAUUUUCCGGAAAAAUUCCACCUCAACUUGGUCUCUUGAAGCUCACCUUCCUUAACCUCUCUUCCAAUCAUCUUAUUGGAGAAAUCCCAAGUGAGUUUGAAAAUGGUGCGUAUGAAAGUAGCUUCUCGAACAAUCCUGGUCUCUGCGCACGGAGCUCGUUUGUAGAACUCAAAAUCUGCAGUUUUCAACCCGAAAAAUCAAUCAAAAUUUCAUCCAAAUAUUUCGCUUUGAUACUGAGUGCAGCCGUUGCCGUCUUUUUGCUGGACUUGGUGAUUUCAUUCUUCAUGUUCAGAGCUUACGGCAAGGGAAAACAUGGAUUGAAUACGAGGACGGAUACGGACAUCACUAAGUUCCAGGAUUUAAAUGACACGACCCAAAAUGAUAUUUGGCCAAAAUUGACAGAAAAUAACGUGAUUGGAAGUGGUGGUUCUGGAAAAGUGUACCGUGUUUCUGUAAAUAGUUCGGGUGAUGUUGUUGCCGUGAAAAUGAUUUGUAAUAACCGAAAGUUUGACCAAAAACUCAAGAAACAAGUUUUAGCAGAAGUUCAAACAUUAAGUAGAAUUAGACAUUUGAACAUAGUAAAGUUGCUUUGCUGCAUUUCCAAUGAGAAUUUGAAACUUCUGGUUUACGAGUAUCUAGAGAAUCGUAGCCUGGAUCUCUGGUUGCAUAAAAGGAAUCGACCAUCAAUUCUCUCUGGCUCUGUCUCUGGCUCUGGCUCUGGCUCAGUCGUCCAUGAUUUUGUCCUGGACUGGCCCAAGAGGUUGCGGAUUGCGGUGGGGGCUGCCCAGGGACUUUGCUACAUGCACCAUGACUGCUCCCCACCCAUUGUCCACCGGGAUGUGAAAUCAAGCAAUAUCCUAUUAGAUUCAGACUUUAAUGCGAAAAUAGCAGAUUUUGGUCUAGCUAAAACCCUGGUCAAGCAGGGAGAACUUGAAACAAUGCCAUCUGUGGUAGGCUCCUUCGGGUACAUUGCUCCAGAGUAUGCUCAUACAACCAAAGUCAAUGAGAAGACAGACAUUUAUAGCUUUGGAGUGAUCCUUUUGGAACUCACAACAGGAAGAGAAGCUAAUUAUGGUGAUGAACAUACAUACCUCUCCAAAUGGGCGUGGCAAUAUCUUCAAGAUGGCAAUCCUAUAGUUGAUGCCUUGGAUGAGGAGAUCAAAGAAGUUUGCUAUUUGGAUGAAAUGAGUCGAGUAUUCAAACUUGGGAUCCGCUGUACCAGCACGCCACCUGCUGCUAGGCCUAGCAUGAAGUCAGUUUUGGAAAUCUUAGUCAAUCCUUCGGUUAUUUCCCAAGCAAAGACUGCUGCAAGUAAGUUUUGA
Messenger RNA from Pistacia vera, 2535 nucleotides. RefSeq names its product receptor-like protein kinase 5. NCBI's taxonomy places the organism in Eukaryota, Viridiplantae, Streptophyta, Magnoliopsida, Sapindales, Anacardiaceae. Gene Ontology annotation, cellular component: plasma membrane. Gene Ontology annotation, biological process: hormone-mediated signaling pathway; protein phosphorylation. The record is from RefSeq and is a predicted model, not a curated record. Gene Ontology annotation, molecular function: ATP binding; protein kinase activity; protein binding.